Dermacentor andersoni is the source of this 2690-nucleotide messenger RNA. It is a transcript of the gene Atg5, whose product is annotated as autophagy protein 5. Gene Ontology annotation, cellular component: cytoplasm; phagophore assembly site membrane; phagophore. Lineage: Eukaryota; Metazoa; Arthropoda; Arachnida; Ixodida; Ixodidae. Gene Ontology annotation, biological process: cellular response to nitrogen starvation; piecemeal microautophagy of the nucleus; protein lipidation involved in autophagosome assembly. Gene Ontology annotation, molecular function: Atg8-family ligase activity. The record is from RefSeq and is a predicted model, not a curated record.
UGAUAGCUAAUGAAAAGAGCUUGUGACAGCUCGUGAGUCGCGAAUUUGUUUUGUGGAGCCGCCGUGAUAAGCAAAUUUCAUGUAAACAUUUCGAUUUUUCUAUCGAUUGCGGUCAAGUAUGGCGGAAGAUCGAGAAGUCUUACGAGAAAUUUGGGACGGGCGACUGCCGGUGUGCUUCAAGCUUGCCGAGGAAGAAGUAUACACGAUGCAGCAGCCCGAACCUUACUACCUAAUGAUUUCGAGAAUAAGCUACUUUCCUUUAGUGGUUGACAAGGUUCAUAAGCACUUCUCCAGGCACGUUGAUGAGCGAUACCAUGGAAAUGAAAUGUGGCUUGAAUACAAUGGUCUACCUUUGAAAUGGCAUUUGCCAAUUGGUGUACAUUAUGAUUGUAAUGCUAGCGAUUCCAUUUUACCAUGGGGCAUCACGGUUCACUUCCAGAAUUUCCCUGAGAAGCAAAUCCUUCAUUGCGGAAGUCGAGCUGUGGUUGAAUCGCAUUUCAUGUCAGCCAUCAAAGAAGCAGAUAUGCUAAAGCAUCGCAGCCAAGUGGUUAGCACUAUGCAGAAGAAAGACCACAAUCAGCUUUGGGUUGGAUUACUUAACUCAAAGUUCGACCAGUUCUGGGCAAUCAACAAAAAAUUCAUGGAACGCAUUGGUGGAGAGAGCUUCAAGCACAUUCCUUUUCGUCUGUAUAUGCCAGAUGGAAGUCUUGUCCAAAGGUUAGUCUCACCGGUGGCACCUUCUGGUGACAAGGCAACUCUAGAGACCCUCUUGCAGCAAGUGGCACCUCAGGUUCUUGUCGGUGAUGGAGCCAAACAUGUGGUCAUCACUCAUGGGAUCCAGGUUCCUCUGGACACACCGCUUCAGUGGAUGAGUGAACACCUCAGUUAUCCGGACAACUUUCUGCAUUUGUGUGUCAUGCCAUGUUCAUAGUGAUAGCUUCAAGUGUCCAUCAGUGAUAUUUCGCAAAUUUUAUCUCACUAGUCGAGGGCAGCUUGUCUUGGUUGCAGAAAGGGCUUGCAACGACUAUGAUAUAUCAAGCGCAAAUUGUUUGUGUGGUUACUUCAUACAUUCUGCUCGACUGUGCAGAUGAUUUGCACCAGAAUGGUACUACUGUCAUAACGAUGAGUUGGGCUGUCAAAAAAAAGUGAUUCCUACCUGUCAAGGUGCAUGCUUUUCUUGUCCACAUUGUGCACUUUUUACAUUUUUAGAUAUCUGUUGACAUCUUCGACUGGUUGCUUAGAGCACUGCAGCAGUGCUACAAUGACUGUAUAAAGCAUCAACAUUUGGAGACUAAAGCAGCUCCGCUAUGCACAAUCAAGUUAGACUGUCACUGUCAGAACGCGCAUAACCCUACAACACAACUCAAAUGCUAUCUUACUCAACAUUGUAGUGCUGCAGAAGCAUUUUGGAACCAAUUGAACAUGUUGUCAUGUUUGAUGAUGAUGCUUGUUGGACGUUAUUUCAUGGUCACGUUAAGCGAAUUACUGCACUGCCAUUAAGAAAAUUAGAUCUAACUGGAUCUUGUCAAAAUUUACAGUCAUGCUUGCUUGAGUGUGACUCCACUGUUGUGAGAUAUUGCGAAAAACAAGUCAUUCCCAAGUUUCUUUUUGUUCUUGUGCUGUAAAGCCUACUUAUUUUUACAGUGUCGCAUGGCCCCUGUCAAUGUGUGAUACAUUGCAUAAAGCUGUGGGCAGCAAUUUCACAAUUGCAUUAGUCUGUUACAGCACCAUUCAUAGACAGCACAACUUGCAUUUUUUUAAAAGUGGCAUCUGAAUAACGUUCCACCAAAAGCUCGAAAGCUGUGCUGCUACAGCCAAUAAUAAGGUAUACACAACAAAUUUUCAUUCAUCCAAUACCACCAGUCAUGCAUAGUUUUAAAAUGCUAAAAAAGUCUUGGCACCAAAAAUGUGUAUUCCAUAUGUAGUGGGUUCAGGAAUACACCAUUUACAAAGCUGAUUGUGAAAACCUUCAGUUACCAACUAGCAGCAAAGCUUUUGUAACCUUUGCCAAAUGUACCAGGAAAUCCUGCAUAUAAUCAAGUGUGAGUGUAAAAUGAAGAACAAUUUUGGGGCCACAAAACAAAUAUAUUUAUUGGUACAUAACAACUAAAAAUGCUUAGUUAACCCAUUCGGUAAAAAUUUGGUUAAACAUUUAUACAUGAAUGUAAAACGAGAAGCAAAUUUCAUAAGCAGCAGCCAGAACAAAGCCCCAUAUUAAAUGCAUGGUUUCAUGGUACUUACUCAUGUGAGUUUGUCAGCCACUUCGUAUUCAUGGUAGUAAGCACACAGAUUGCUUUGUUCGAUGACAUGUUUGAUCUCCUACUACGAAUGAAAAAAGCUAUUUAGUAUGAACGAAUGUCAAUUUUAAAUAAUUUUAAACAAUGCGUGAUAGUUGAGAUACUUUGGUCAUAUGACCGCGUGGUUUUCAUAAUCUAUUUAAAAAUACAUAUUAAAGAUGUUCUGUGUCAUCUAUACACAUAUUUCAAAUUUUGUAUGUGUUCAGUCUGAAGAUUGGAGUGCAGUGUUUGUAAGCUGCGUAUGUGUAUAGAAUUUUUCUUAAUUUAUUAACUGUCAUUUAUUUAGAUGAGAAAAGUUGUUCUUAGUGCAUAUGCUUCUAGAUUUAUAUUGUGGUUGUAAAAAUAAAAAAAAAAGGCUUGUAUCCCGAUACAAGCCAUAUGAUUUACAGUGCA